Messenger RNA from Neospora caninum, 960 nucleotides. Its product is annotated as Hydrolase Cof, related. The transcript has a single exon. The coding region runs from base 1 to 960 and encodes 319 amino acids. Gene Ontology annotation, molecular function: magnesium ion binding; phosphatase activity. The record is from RefSeq and is a predicted model, not a curated record. Gene Ontology annotation, cellular component: cytosol. NCBI's taxonomy places the organism in Eukaryota, Apicomplexa, Conoidasida, Eucoccidiorida, Sarcocystidae.
AUGACUUCUUUCUGCUCUGCGUCCUCUGCCGCUUCCGGUCCGCGGCGCAGCAAAGAGAACACCUUUUCCCGCGCAUGCCUGCGGGAACGGGGAGUUGCAAUUCGGGCUGUGGUGACGGAUCUGGACGGCACUCUCCUCAACUCUGUCCACGCAGUUUCACAAGCAAAUGUGGAGGCGUGUGCGCGUCUUCGUCGGAAAGGCAUUGCCUGCGUGUUUGCCACAGGCCGGCCCCACGUUGGUACGGUCAAGUGCCUUGGGUCAACGGUUCUGGAAGAGAUGGGAAUGGCGAACGCGUUUCCAGGCGUGUACAUGAACGGGUGUAUAGUGUACGAUCCUGACGGCACGCUGUUGCACGCGGAGUACCUCGAUAAGGAUGCCCAGAAAGCGGUCUUUUCCCUUCUGGAGGAGCGGAACCUGGUGAACCGUGUCUGUGGCUACCAGGAACAGGGAAUCUUUUGCAAUGAAAAGAACAAAUACACGUGGCACACAAAAGAUGAGUAUGACGAAUGCGAGCCCGUUGUGGUUCCGUCCCUAGAUGAGCUAAAAAAUAUGAAUUUUUGCAAACUGACGGUAAAUGGCUCUCCGGAGGAAGUCGCCGAGUUCCGCAUCCUACUCGAGAGUGUGGCAGAGAUCUGGGACGGUCGGUGUGUUCAGCCCAUUCCAGGGAACGUGGAGUUUAUUCCCAAGACCAUUUCAAAGGCGAAAGGUCUUGAUAUUCUGUUCGACAACAUGAAUAUUAAGAAGGAGGAAGCCAUCGCGCUUGGUGACAGCGAAAACGACCUCGAAAUGCUUCGCCACAUAGACCUCUCUGUUUGCGUCGCGAACGGAUGUCCAUCGGCCAAGGAGGCAGCUCGGUUCGUUACCGUCUCCAAUGACCAGGACGGAUUUGCCGUUGUUGUCCAGGAAAUAUGCCAUGAGCUAGAAGAACAAGAAGCCAGGGCCGCCCGAGGGGCCGCAUAG